CGACAGUGCGGAUUCGCGAGGACAGCUAGCAAUGAGAGAAGCGGGCUCACCUACCGGAGCAGUAGUAACAGCUGGGAAUCUGAGAAGAGUGGAGGAAGCGGAGGAGCGGAGAUAAUAGUAGGACUGGUGGUGGGAACCCCCCCAUAUUCAACUUUCACCUCCCUCACGUUCUCUCCUCAAGCUCCUCUUUUCUUUUUUUAAAAAUAUUUAGGCCUUUUCGCAUUUUGCUCCCCCGCCCCCUCUUUCUUUCUCCCCAACAACCCAUUUCUCUCUUCACCGACUCUCAUCCCCACCCUCUCUUUUUAUUUACUUUCCCCUUGCCUCUCUAACUCGCUCGAGGUGAGGCCUGCUAGCUUCCAACGGGUUUGCUGCCUCCGGUUGGGGUGCCCUCCCGGUGGAAGAGUAGGGAGAAUAUAGAGGGGGUCUUCUCGAUAAUUGGCGACAGUCCCACUUGUCUUCCGGACCAUCCUGCUGCAUUACUGCCAAGGAGCUGAGAGAGGGAUCAGAGCGAGAGAGAGCAGCCUUCCAUCUUCUAGGCUAUUCUCCGUUCGCAUUCCCCUCUGUAUUCCCUUAAUUCCUUCGCUCCCUGCUCCUCCUCUGUAGGCCUUGGUGGUGGCGUUGGGUUUCCCCUUUUACUCCCUAUCAUUAUCAUUGGAGUUGGCUCUGGUCUCCCGUCCCGCAUUGAAUUCACGCUGCUACUCCCGAAUCGAGGUCGCGGGCUUCCAGAAAGUACUCGAUUCCAGCCAGAACCAAAAGGAAGGAAGAAAUAGCGACUCGUGAAGGAGGCAGGCGGAGGAGGGGAGAGAGCUCCUCCUCCUCCUCCGUACUCCGUCGCCGUUCGGAGACGACAGCCGUCCGCGUCGCUGCGUCACCGCUCACCAGGCGGGGAUCACCGCAAGCCAGACGCUGCCCUCUCCGCUUAAUGAUCCUCGAGUAAUUGGAGAAAGGGGAUGAAGGGAGGCUCGGAAAAACUUUGCUCUACAUAUCAUAAAGAAAUGCCCCUCGGAGUGGACGCCGUAGCCCCAAACUUUUUUUAAUGCAUAAAGGCAAGCGUCACCGCCGCGGUAAUUACGGCCGCGGUCGGCGGAUAAUGGAUGACGUGUUCGAGUUAAUAGUAAUCAUCCACGUGCCCCUGUGAGGGGUUAAUUAAUAUUUCAGCUGGAGAAUAUCUGCAGCUGUGAAAACCGCGUAUCUACCAAAAUUAAGAUACUUCGCUGCUACGGCUCUGCGAUCCGCCGUGCGAUACCUCAAUCCUGCAAUCCUGCGUGCCUAAAUGCAUCGAGCAUGUCGAAAGGGCAAGCAAUAUGCGGAUAAGAUCGAUUCUCUUUCCAGAGAUGCACUCUAUAUACCGGUCUCCGAAAUGUGUGCAUAUAUAUUUAUGACGCGCACGCUUGAUUUCUUGAUCGAUUUGCUCUACUUCUGGAUUUUUCAAGGUUGGCGUGUGGAAUGGCGACGGGGACGAAGAAGUACGUCGACAAUGCGAUGGCCCGGACGGUGGACGUGAUGUGCGGCGAUCUCUUCGAUCACAUCGACGACUUGCUGGACUUCCCCGACGACGAUGACGUGCGAGGGAUGGACGACUACCAAUGUGGGCCCGCCCCUCCCGCCCCCGCUCCGGCUUUCACCCCGCUGCUUCCUCCCCUUCACGCCGAUGGCUUGUUGGGCGGAGACGGCGCCGGCGGAGGAGACUCCAGCGAUGGCUCUGGUGACGGUGCCGGCGGCGCUGCUUCUGCCUUCCACCGGGGGGACGAAAAACUCGCUCCGUGGGACGACCUUGAAAUCGCUGAGCUGGAGUGGCUAUCCAGUUUCUUCGACGACAACGAUUCCUUCACCGUCGACUUCCCCAAAUGCAACACUGCCCCCACCGCCGCGGCCGCCACCGUCAUCGGCACCAACGACAGCAACAAUAGCAGCGGCAACAGCAAGGAGGGCUCCCUCUUCCGCACCUCCAGCCCUGUAUCCGUGCUCGAGCCUAACAGCCUUAGCAUUGGCGGCAGUGGCGGAGGUGGUUCCUCCUCCUCAUCGUUCUCCUCCUCUUCCUCCUCCUGCUCCGGCACCGGUGGAGGAAGCAGCGGCGCACGGAUCCGGGAGGCUCCUCCCAUCAGCCAUCCGGAGCCCAUUCUGGCGGUCCCGGCCCGUGCUCGCAGCAAGCGCCCCCGACCUGCCACCUUCUCCUCCCGCCCCCACGUCACCGUCCCCUUCCUCCCUCCUCUCUCCGACAACAUACCUGCCCCAACCCCUGUCGACUCCUCCUCUAAUUCCAAAUCCGAGAGCUUCGGCGAGUCCAAUCCCGGACCUGAUACGAUGAAGCAGAAGAAGAAGAAGAAGUGCUCUGCUGGCACUGCUGCCGGAGGAGACGAGGCACCCCCGGUGAGGAAGUGCAUGCAUUGCGAGAUCCAGAAGACCCCGCAAUGGAGGGCGGGGCCGAUGGGGCCCAAGACCCUCUGCAAUGCCUGUGGGGUCCGCUACAAGUCGGGAAGGCUCUUCCCUGAGUACCGCCCUGCCGCCAGCCCCACCUUCGUCCCCUCCCUCCACUCCAAUUCUCACAGGAAGGUGGUCGAGAUGCGUCUCGAAGCCAGCCACAGGGCCGCUGCCGCCGGGCUGCCGUCGCCCGAGUCUGCUUCCAAGGACAGCUGCGAUCUCCUUGCUUACAUCCGUAGGAGGGAGUGAGAGAGAAAAGGAUGAUGAACCACAUGGUUGUGGUUUUCUUUCUUUUCCUUUUAGUUUCAGGGUUGUUUCGGUUCAUUUUCUUCUGCUUUUUGUUUCUUUUAAUAUUCUUCUUAUUUUUGUACAUAGGAGGGAGAUCGAGGAGGGAAAGUGGGAGGGAGAGAUAAGGGGACUGACGGAGGACCGACCCACUACGAUUAGGUAAUCUGUGUCAUGAAACGGAGGGAAGAGAUAAUUAGAUUGAGCUGUAGUUAGAAGAAGCAAGGAGGGGAAAAAAUGAGUCUUAGAACGGGGCUAUUGAAGAGGAGGGAUCUAGUUUGAUAAUGCAGCUUGGAGUAUUGAAUUCUUUUUGCAGUCGAUUGCUUAUGUAGAAAAGCGUCCAUUUUAAUUGGUUUUUUUGUCUUGCUUUCUCGUUCAUCAGCAAUACUGCCUGAUGCCCUUGUUCUAAAUUAUAAGCUUUCAUCGGCAAA
Phoenix dactylifera (date palm) is the source of this 3137-nucleotide messenger RNA. RefSeq lists its product as uncharacterized. Gene Ontology annotation, biological process: cell differentiation; regulation of DNA-templated transcription. Gene Ontology annotation, molecular function: sequence-specific DNA binding; zinc ion binding. The record is from RefSeq and is a predicted model, not a curated record. Lineage: Eukaryota; Viridiplantae; Streptophyta; Magnoliopsida; Arecales; Arecaceae. Gene Ontology annotation, cellular component: nucleus.